CUGAAGAAGCUGGAUCAGGCCGUGUCUGCCGCUCACACCUUCUUCGUCGCUAAUCCCCAGCACCUCCAAAUGCGGGAGGACAUAGAGAAGUACCGGCGUAUGUCAGGGGUGAAGUCCGAUAACUUCCGGGACCUGGAGGCCACGCCACACUGGGAAGCGUAUGAGGCUGGGGUGCAGCACUACAAUGCAGAUGAGUACCUGCAGGCUGUGGCCAGGCUGGAGGAGUCGCUCACAGAGGCUCUGUCAGCGCUGGAAGACUGUCGUGCCCUGUGUGAAGGGCCUCGGGAGGAUGAGGACGAGGACGAGGAGGAAGAGAUGCAACCUGGCCUGUACGAAGCCAUUGCAGCCCAUUAUAUUCAGGUUUUGAAAUGCAGACAGCAGUGCGUCCUUGAAAUUGCCACAAAACCGGGGCGGAUUUCUGCCACGGAAGAUUUCAUACCCUCUCAUCUUGAUUUACUGCAUUUUGCCUACGAUCAAGUUGGGAACCAGACACUGGCUGCUGAAUGUGCUGCUUCCUACUUGCUCUUCUAUCCCACGGAUGAGCCGAUGUUGGAGAAAAUGAAACAGUACCGCGCAGAACUGGGAGAGGACACGUCUGUCGCAGCCAGAGAGGAUCUUUGGACUCCAGACGAGCUGAUUCCUGAAAACCUAAAAGAGAAACACGGGGAGGAUCAGGAGAAGCAAAAGCAGGAAACGCUGGAUGUGGAAGAGAUGGAGAAGAGGGGUCCUUUGCCUUUUGAGGGUAUUGCUGUCACGAUGGAUUCCCGACGGAUGAAUGGAACCCAGAGGGUUGUGUUCGACAGGGUGCUGACGGAGUCUGAGUGUAAGGACCUUCUCCGGCUGACAAAGGCAGCAGGAGAAGCGGGAAGCGGGCCCCGGGCAAGACGGUCGCCUCACACCCCCCAUGAAAGAUUUGAAGGGUUAACCGUUCUGAAGGCCGUGCAGCUCGCCCAGAAUGGGGACGUGGACUGGAAAGAUGCCAAAUUGCUUCUGCAGGCUAGUGAGAAAUCACGGAAAAUCGUUGAGUCCUAUUUUACUCCUGGAAAGAAACUCCAUUUCUCAUUCACACACCUUGUGUGCCGCACGGCUGUAGAGGAGGAACAGGAAGGUCGCAUGGAUCUUAGUCAUCCUGUCCAUGCUGAUAACUGUCUCUUGGAUCCUGAGGGGCAAGAGUGCUGGAGAGAGCCACCCGCCUACGUGUACAGGGACUACAGUGGCAUUCUCUACCUCAAUGAUGACUUCCAAGGUGGGGGCCUUUUCUUCACUGAAAUGGACACUGUGACUGUCACAGCUGAGGUGCGUCCGAAGUGUGGGAGGCUGGUAGCCUUCAGCUCUGGCAAGGAGAAUCCCCACGGCGUGUGGGCAGUGAGCCGCGGCAGGCGCUGCGCCAUCGCUCUCUGGUACACGCACUCCCAGGAGCAUGCUGAGCAG
Messenger RNA from Eurypyga helias (sunbittern), 1431 nucleotides. RefSeq names its product leprecan-like 2 (gene P3H3). Gene Ontology annotation, cellular component: endoplasmic reticulum. The record is from RefSeq and is a predicted model, not a curated record. Gene Ontology annotation, molecular function: iron ion binding; L-ascorbic acid binding; protein binding. The annotation marks the transcript as partial. Lineage: Eukaryota; Metazoa; Chordata; Aves; Eurypygiformes; Eurypygidae. Gene Ontology annotation, biological process: collagen metabolic process. The transcript is spliced from 12 exons.